UCUCAGUCAUCAUCUUCUCAAUAACACUCAAACCCCAUUUUGUUCUUCUUCUUCAUUAUUAGAAAUUGUUGAUGCCCAUAAGCAACCUGUAACUUCUCCAUUUAUUAUACAUUGUUUCUUUAAUUUAUUUCAUUACUCUAUAUAAAGCAGCUCCAAGGUCUCCAUUUCCCAUCUUGUGUUGAAUCCUAGCUAGCAAAUGAAAAUGAGGUUCUUUUGUGUUGCUGUCUUACUUGCUUUGGUUCUUGGGGUCACUAAGGGUUUUGAUUUUCAUGAGAACGAUUUGGCGUCUGAGGAAAGUUUAUGGGAUUUGUAUGAGAGGUGGAGGAGCCACCACACAAUCUCCAGGAGUCUUGAUGAGAAGCACAAGCGCUUCAAUGUGUUCAAGGAAAAUGUAAUGCAUGUUCAUAACACCAACAAGAUGGAUAAGCCUUACAAGCUGAAACUGAACAGCUUUGCUGACAUGACUAACCAUGAGUUUAGGAGCAUUUAUGCUGGCUCAAAGAUUAAGCACCACAUGACGUUCCGAGGAACGCCACGUGGAAGUGGGAGCUUCAUGUAUGAGAGGGAGGACAGUGUUCCAGCUUCUGUUGAUUGGAGGUUGAAAGGUGCUGUGACUAGUGUGAAGAAUCAACGCCAUUGUGGUAGUUGCUGGGCAUUUUCAACCAUUGUAGCAGUUGAGGGUAUUAAUCAAAUCAAGACCAAUGAGCUAGUUUCUUUGUCUGAGCAAGAGUUGGUAGACUGUGACACUAAACACAAUCAUGGCUGUAAUGGAGGGCUAAUGCAUUAUGCUUUCGAAUUCAUCAAGCGAAAGGGGGGCAUAUCAACAGAAAAUAACUACCCUUAUCAUGCAAAAGAUGGAACUUGUGAUACAUCCAAGGUAAAUUCUCCAUCAGUGUCAAUAGAUGGACAUGAACAUGUGCCUGCUAAUGAUGAGGACGCAUUACUUAAAGCAGUCGCAAAUCAACCUGUAUCUGUUGCCAUAGAGGCUGGGGGUUCCGAUUUCCAAUUCUACUCAGAGGGGGUGUUUAAUGGAAAAUGUGGCACAGAGCUUGAUCAUGGAGUUGCUAUUGUGGGCUAUGGAACAACCCUAGAUGGAACCAAGUACUGGAUAGUGAAGAAUUCUUGGGGACCUAAAUGGGGGGAGAAGGGUUACAUACGGAUGGAGCGUGGCAUCUCUGAUAAGGAGGGACUCUGUGGUAUAGCAAUGGAGGCUUCAUAUCCCAUCAAGAACUCCUCAACUAAUCCACUAGGACCUUCAUCAUAUCCUAAAGACGAACUCUAAACAAUAUUCACCGUUCACUUCAACUUUGCUCGCCUUCAGCUGUGGUUUCCUUUCUUCUUGCGUGUUAGAAGUUGCAUGCUUCAUGGUUUCAGAAACAAAUAAUGUUUUAGAGAUUAGAUGUUAAUACAAAAAUUGAGACCUGUUUGGGUGUGUGAAUAAAAGUUAUAUCUUUCAAAUUA
Messenger RNA from Quercus robur (English oak), 1461 nucleotides. Its product is annotated as vignain-like. The transcript is spliced from 4 exons. Gene Ontology annotation, cellular component: lysosome. The record is from RefSeq and is a predicted model, not a curated record. Lineage: Eukaryota; Viridiplantae; Streptophyta; Magnoliopsida; Fagales; Fagaceae. Gene Ontology annotation, molecular function: cysteine-type endopeptidase activity. The coding region runs from base 197 to 1282 and encodes 361 amino acids.